Molecule: messenger RNA, 1218 nt
Organism: Gordionus sp. m RMFG-2023
Lineage: Eukaryota; Metazoa; Nematomorpha; Gordioida; Chordodea; Parachordodidae
Product: protein PFC0760c-like
Exons: 3
Coding region: 1-1218 (405 amino acids)
Source: RefSeq, a predicted model, not a curated record
AUGAUUAUAUUAUGUACACACGAAAACUCUGAGAAGGACACAAAUAAUAAUAUUGAAAGUAAUAAUAAUAGUAUUAAUAGUAAUAUUAAUAACGUGAUAUCAAAAAUCAAAAUUUCAAAGCCAUUAUUUUGCCCGUCCAAAAUAAUCGCUGCUACAAAUAAGCCAUCAACACCAAGUUCCUCGUCAAAAGACAAUAAAAAUUUAUUGGAAGAAUACCAAGAUUCCUUCCAGUAUCCAAGUGAUUCGAAUGAUUACAAAGUAUCAAAAACACUUGAUGGAAAACCUUUGAACAACAAUGAUCAAAUAAAAGGUGAAGAUCUUGACUCCUUAGAAGAUGUCGAAAUAGAUGAUGAUGAUGACAUUUGUAGAUCCGAUGAUGCUGAUGCGGACGAUGAAAAUUUCAGUUACGAGGCAGAAGUGAUAAAUUUACCCGAAGCUUCUGAUUCGUUAGAGAAUGAAAUUAACAAGUUUAUCCAUAAAGUCAAGGAUCAAGUAACAUUCAAGUCCGCCUUGAAAAAGUCGAAAAGUAGAGAUGAUGGUAGGACAUCCAAGGUAACUUUUAGAUCAGAAAAGGAUAAUAGUGGUACCGACAUAGAAUACGUCUACCAUUAUGCUAUGGACGCCUCGACCGAUAAUGACUUUGAAUGGUAUGUCUUAUGGAAGCAGAAAAAGAAGAAAAGUAAGAAAAAAAAGAAGAAAAGGAAAAAAAAAAUAUAUGUAUUGAAGUCCCAUCGUAAAAGUAAAGAUGCUGAUGAUGAAGACGGGGAAGACAAUUAUAACAAUGAACCUAAUAAAGAUGAAAAUUCGGAUAAAGAUGACAAUUUGGAUAAAGAUGACAAUUCGGAUAGAGAUGGAAACGAGGAUUUGAAUGAUCCCCCAUAUGAGGGCAAUGAGGAUGUAGGGGAGGAGUAUGAAGAUUGCUCACAAGAAUCUUUAACGGAUACUGAUAAUAAUGAUGAUAAAGAAUUACCUACACAACCAUUCAGCCAUAUUUUCGGCAAGACAUCUUUAAAUCAACCAUCCCGAAAUUUCCCCCUUAAUCAAGGUGGAAAUAGAAUACCCUCGUCGACAUUCUAUCCCAAAAUGUAUGAGUUCAAAUCCUUUAAUAAAUUUAUCGAGAAAGAACGAGCAAAAAAAUUUCAACGUUUUUUACAGCAACUAAGGUUAAAUACUAUAAAAAAAACGCUGAAGGCAUCAAAUAUUUUCAACAAAGAAUAG